CGUGCGAUUUGGGGAUGGAGCCCAACACGGUUUCGGCACGUUUCGCGCUAUUGCUUCAACUUGCGUAUAAAUACAUGCCACUUGUGGGAAGGAAAAGGAAAAGGAAAAAGAAAAAGAAAAAAAAAGGGAAAACAUUCGACUUGUGCAGGGAGGGUGAAGAAGCCAUGACCGGAAAAAAGCAAGCGGAGGAGAAGGAUGCCGGAAAGGAGGACCACAAGCUGAAUCAAAGGAAGAUUGAGAAGAAGUGGAAGGAAAAGGUGAAAUUCUUCGGAGGACUGGCAGCUAAGAUGACUGCUGUGCAAGCAGAGCUGAUAGGUGAAAUGGACAAGAAUCUGCCGGAACUCGGAUCCGACACGAACUCACCGAAUCUUCAACCUCUGCAACUCACUGUUGACCAGCUCCGAAAGGUCAACGCGCUGGCCACUCUGUUGAACGACGAGGUCGAAGAUUUUGUCGAUGAAUUUCUCGAUGAAAUUCAGAAGGCUGAUCAAGAUGAUUCUCCUCCCCCCCCCCCAAAUAUGAAAUAUUCUGAUUUUAUUUUUGGAUACAUGCCCUAAAUUUGGAUCUUCUUUUGGUAGUUUUUUUGGUUUAUGUUAUUUUUGUUAGGGUAUCAAAUAGCGUUUCGAAAACGCUACAACGGCCGUGAUAUUACGGUUGUGUCACCGUCCGAAAUCGUUAUUAGUUGUUUUUGUGGUGGGUCAUAGAUUCACACAAAUUACGGUCGAUUGCCCCCGUAAUUUAACGGUAAACGGACGAUUGCGUCGAUAACGGGACAUAAUCGCCGUUAUUUCAACCGUUAUUGCAAAAAAAAUUAAAGAAAGAUUUUUUGUGUUCAUCGU
Molecule: messenger RNA, 839 nt
Organism: Hibiscus syriacus
Lineage: Eukaryota; Viridiplantae; Streptophyta; Magnoliopsida; Malvales; Malvaceae
Exons: 2
Coding region: 15-557 (180 amino acids)
Source: RefSeq, a predicted model, not a curated record